Raphanus sativus (radish) is the source of this 1519-nucleotide messenger RNA. RefSeq names its product probable isoprenylcysteine alpha-carbonyl methylesterase ICMEL2. The record is from RefSeq and is a predicted model, not a curated record. Lineage: Eukaryota; Viridiplantae; Streptophyta; Magnoliopsida; Brassicales; Brassicaceae. The transcript has 11 exons. The coding region runs from base 243 to 1406 and encodes 387 amino acids.
UAGAGAUUCCAAUUAAAAUUAGACAAUUAGGAAGAUACGACGCAGUUUUGGAGCGCAUUGCAUCUUUCCUUCUCUGUGACGAGGGAGCGCACAUGCUUAAAUAGCUUUUUCAAAAGUUCGAAACUAUUUAAAAAAGAAAAAAUCAGAGAACCUGAUCAAUAAUAAAAGCGAACAAGAGGAGGAGAGACGAACGAAGAGGAGAAACCAAACACGAGAGAUCCAAUCUUUUUUAAACGGCGGACAUGCAAUCACCAGAAAAGGUUCGUCGUAGAGUAUUGGGGAAGUCAUCGGCGCCUCAAAUUUGUAGGCAGCAGUCUUUAACUCGAGACAUAGGCCAUGCGGCGGCGGAAACGUAUCUGAUAACUCGUCUUAGCUUCGACCUCCUUGGAUAUCUCGGGGUAGGUUAUCGGUGGAUCACAAGAUUACUUGCUCUUGCUUGUUAUGCAAUCCUCCUUAUGCCUGGAUUUCUUCAAGUUGCAUAUCAUUAUUUUUUCUCACCCCAAGUUAGGAGGAGUAUUGUAUAUGGAGAUCAACCUAGGAAUAGGCUGGAUUUGUACUUACCACCACCAACAAGUGACGGCCUUAAGCCUGUUGUAGUUUUUGUGACGGGUGGAGCUUGGAUUAUCGGGUACAAAGCUUGGGGUUCUCUCUUGGGACUGCAGCUAGCAGAAAGGGAUAUCAUUGUUGCAUGUCUUGAUUACAGAAACUUCCCUCAGGGAACAAUUAGUGAUAUGGUAAGAGAUGUUUCACAAGGAAUCUCAUUUGUCAGCAAUAGCAUCUCUGCAUUUGGAGGCGAUCCUAAUAGAAUCUAUUUGAUGGGGCAAUCAGCUGGUGCACAUAUCUCGUCCUGUGCUCUCAUCGAACAAGCCAUUAAAGAAUCAAAAGGAGAGAGAAUCUCAUGGAGUGCUUCUCAGAUAAAAGCUUACUUCGGUUUAUCUGGCGGGUACAAUCUCUUCAAUAUGGUCGAACACUUCCAUAACCGAGGCCUCUAUCGUUCGAUUUUCCUUAGCAUAAUGGAAGGAGAAGAGUCAUUUGAACAAUACUCUCCUGGCAUCCGAUUGAAAGAGCCGAGAGUAAGAAAAGCUGCAUCUCUCUUGACUCAUAUUGUGCUUUUUCAUGGAUCCCAAGACUACUCCAUCCCAUGUGAAGCAAGCAAAACUUUUGCAGAAGCUCUUCAAGGUGUUGAAGUUAAAACAGACCUAAUUGUGUACAAUGGUAAAACUCACACCGAUCUAUUUCUUCAGGAUCCUUUGAGAGGUGGUAAAGACGAGCUGUUUGAUCAUAUAGUCGCUAUGAUACACGCCAAUGACCGUGACGCUUUGGGUAAAGAUGCGGUUGCGCCGCCUAGAAGACGGCUUGUGCCGGAGUUUUUGCUGAAACUGGCUGGUAAGGUCAGCCCUUUUUGAACAAUGAAAACUAUCCGUUUCUUGUAACUUGUUCUUGUUCUGUUUCUUCUUCUUCGAUUUGUGUAUUUAUUUUACUAGAAGUAUUUAUAUACUUUGGAUAUGUAAAAAGACUC